AUGGGGGCUGCAGCAGCUGCUCCUGCUACUGCAGCACUAGCAGCAGUUCCUGCUGCAACGGCAAUACGGCUUUUGGCCGCUGCAGCUGCUGCAGCAGCAACAGCUGCAGCAAUGGAAGCAGCUGCUGCUGCUGCUGCAGCUGCACAGCUUCUGGCAGCAGCCAAAACUAUCUUCCAGAGUCCAACUCUAGGGACUGAUUAUAAAUUAUUAUUUGUUGCAGCUGCCAUGCCAGACAAUAAAGCUAAACCCAAACCCUAA
Messenger RNA from Eimeria necatrix, 258 nucleotides. RefSeq lists its product as hypothetical. The transcript has a single exon. Lineage: Eukaryota; Apicomplexa; Conoidasida; Eucoccidiorida; Eimeriidae. The record is from RefSeq and is a predicted model, not a curated record. The coding region runs from base 1 to 258 and encodes 85 amino acids.